UAGACACUUCGAAAAUCUGUAACAAGGAACCUACAUGUUUUUCAUUCAUUCUUUAUUGCUUUCUCAAUUGCUGAUUACUACUCACUUACAAAAUAUUGAAACUGCUACAGAAAGCUUAUUUUUUAUCAAUAAUUUAUUGGAUCACUUCCAAAACAGAAAUGAUCUUUUAUUCAGUGUGCCUCUAUUAAGUAAUUAUGAAUGGAGUACAAUUACGAGUAUAGUUUUGGAUUCAAUUGAAAGUGCCAUAGAAUACCUAUGGGCACAUCGAAAUAAAGUCAACUUAGAUGGUUACCUUGGGCCUAGAAUGUUGGAAGGUAUCAUUGAUACAAUGCUGAAACUGUACCAACAGAAAACACCAGAGGACAUUGCUGAACGUAUGGAAACCAUUCUCAGAAAAUCACAGGAGCUAACCAACUUUGGCCUGUUGAAUGUUAAAAAACAAACCCCAUUCUACUUUUCAAGAGUGGGAUUUCUCUUGGGUCCACAGCUUUGGAACAGAUAUUAUCCAGCAAGAUUAUUGAGUAACUUUUCUACUCGGUAUUCACCGGUAAAAGAAGAUUCAUGGACAGAAUAUGAAAGUGAUAACUGUCUUAGAGAGUUUCUUGAUAAAACAGAUGAGAACUACUGUAAUAUCUCAUAUAAGUGCUGGAAAUCGGCUACCAGCGAAAUCAAACUGAAUACAGCCUAACACAUCAGGUCUUUUACUUUAUGAUUGGACUACAGAGUGACUGUGGUGAGACAAUGAAUUAUAUUCUGAAAUUAUACCAACCAGGAAGCAAUAUUGUAACAUACCUGCAACAACUGUGUACAAACAUUGCACUUGAAGCUCAAAGAAUUGCCAACAGUAACUUCCCGAAUGAUUUUAGGGAUCUGUUUAUGGAGCAAGUUGGAUUUUGUGGUUUAACUGGAUUUUGGCAGAUCUGUAAUUCGAUUGGUUGGACAAAAUUAUUAACUGGCAAAGCAUCAGCGGUUGCUAUCAUAAGUUUUAUACAGAAGAAAUGAAUCCGAAAAAUUUGAUCCUAAUGAAUAUGGACAUUACAAGCGGAGAAAGCGAUCAGAAGGGCUUUUAUCCAGCGGUCGUCUGGCAUGCUUGUCACAUCGAACAAGUGUAGCAUUAAUAGCAUUAGGCAGCUACCUAAGAUACCUAAUCGAAUUCCACUAGAUGAACAGAUAAUUUUGUGACUUAUUUUUGUUUUACUGUUCAGUUUUGUUUCAAAUAACAUGAAUCUUUUCUGUAGAAAAUAAUGAUUGUUGUAUUAAUUCACGUUUUCUUACAUGUAUUCGAACAAUUUGUAACAUGGAGGUAUACCACAGACUAUCAAUAACAGCCAACUUUGGCAUAUCUUUCUUUCAUCAUAUACCUAUCGGAAAAUUGAAAAAUAAACUUUCUUCAUGAGAAAUUGUGAUACAAACCAUCGAAUUCAAAA
Heterobilharzia americana is the source of this 1427-nucleotide messenger RNA. Lineage: Eukaryota; Metazoa; Platyhelminthes; Trematoda; Strigeidida; Schistosomatidae. The record is from the annotation of a GenBank genome assembly.